Messenger RNA from Nanorana parkeri, 3389 nucleotides. RefSeq names its product catenin alpha like 1 (gene CTNNAL1). Gene Ontology annotation, biological process: Rho protein signal transduction; cell adhesion. Gene Ontology annotation, molecular function: actin filament binding; cadherin binding. Lineage: Eukaryota; Metazoa; Chordata; Amphibia; Anura; Dicroglossidae. The transcript has 19 exons. Bases 176 to 2470 code for a protein of 764 amino acids. The record is from RefSeq and is a predicted model, not a curated record.
AUCGGAGAGUGUCUGUUCUCUGCAGCGUGGCUCCGGAGCUGUGAUGGCUCUACUAGAGUGAUCGGAGUUUGGUACCUCUCCUAGAUCUGGAGCCUGGCGAUCACCGACACGAUUUCUUACAGCUCCACACACACGAGGAUCUGACAGCUCACAGCCUGGGACCGAUCUACAAGUCAUGGCCACUUCCCCAUGCAGCAGCAGUGGGGUCUCCUCUUCAUCCUCCUCUGGCUUCAGCAUGGACACCGGCUUGGAGAUCAAAACCAAAUCAGUGGAGCAGACCCUUGUCCCCCUGGUGUCUCAGAUAACGACACUGAUAAACCACAAAGAAAAACCAAAGAAAUCCGAGAAGACAUUGCAGGCAAUUCAACGUGUUGGCCAGGCUGUGAACCAGGCUGUAGCGAGGUUUGUGACUGUUGGAGAAACCAUAGCUAAUGAAAAUCUAGAGCUCAAAGAAGAAAUGGGUUUUGCCUGCAGUGAAGCUAAGAGAGCAGGUGAAACUAUAGCCCAGCUGACCGAUAUGAGCAUUGGAGAACGGCCUGAUCCAGAUGGUCGAGUUACCAUUUUCACUGAUAAGAACGGAGUGGUAAAAGCUGCUAGACUUCUUCUUUCUUCAGUUACGAAGGUGCUGGUGUUGGCAGACAGAAUUGUCGUUAAACAAAUUAUCACUUCCAGAAACAAGGUCCUGGCAACUAUGGAGCUUCUUGAAAAAGUGAGCAGCUUUCAAGAGUUUGUUCAGAUAUUCAGCCAGUUUGGUAAUGAAAUGGUGGAAUUUGCCCAUCUUACUGGAGACAGACAAAAUGAUUUGAAGAGCGAGAAGAAAAAGGCAAGCAUGGCAGCAGCAAGAGCUGUGCUGGAGAAGUGUACUAUGAUGUUGCUCACAGCGUCCAAGGCUUGUCUAAGGCAUCCUGAUUGUGAAUCAGCACGUAUUAAUAAAGAAGGUGUCUUCCAAAGAAUGAGACUAGCAUUGGAGCAGGUCAUUGAAAUUGUAACAGACUCGCGACCAAACAGGGAGACUGAAGUUGCAUCCAUCAGUAUUUAUAGCGGAAUCAAAGAGUUAAAAAGUAAAGUUGAAGGACUCAGAGAAAACCUGUAUUAUCUGUCAAAGGAAAAUGUUUCCACAAUGUUAGAAGUCAUAUUGGAACAUACAGAAGAUUUCACAGACUCUGCUUACACCAGCCAUGAAAACAGAGAACGCAUUCUGGAACUAUCUAACCAGGCCAAAAUGGAACUAGAGCAGCUGGUUUCAGUGUGGAUACAAGCUCAAGCCCAAAAGACAAAAGAUGUAGUAGAAGAUUUGGAAUUGGCCAUACUGAAAACAUGUCAGUGCAUUAUGGAACUGAAACGAGAGCUUCACAGUGCAGCUACAACACUUGCUACAGACCUAUUAAAAUACCAUGCCGAUCAUAUGGUUUUAAAGGCCUUGAAAAUUGCUGGUGCAGAAGGAAAUCUGGAAGCCGUGGCAGAAUUCACUUCCAAGUUGUCUGAACAGAAGGAGCAGCUUAUAGAGUCUUGUCGGUUGUUGAGGCAUGUUUCAGGUACAGAACCUUUGGAAAUUACAUGUAUUCAUGCCGAAGAUACCUUUCAGGUGACUGGUCCUCAGAUUAUGUCGGCAGCAGAGACUUUGGCGCUUCAUCCAACUAGUAAGAUUGCUAAAGAAAACUUGGAUGUGUUUUGUGAAGCCUGGGAGUCACAGCUAAGUGACAUGUCCAUUUUGGUGCGUGAGAUUAAUGAUGUGUUUGAAGGGAGACGAGGUGAGAAACGUACGUAUCUUUCUCUUCCAAGACCCGGGAAACAUAGUGCAAACCUGAAAACCUUAAAGCCAGUGAAGCUUGAUGUGGAGGAGCAGGGCAAAAUUGCAAAAUUAGGAUUGGAGCUGCGUUUGCUGACCUCAGAUGUGGAUGCAGAAUCGGAAAAAUGGGAAGAUCAAGACAAUGAACUGCUGAGACAUGGACAGACCAUGUCCAGUAUGGCUUACACAAUGUACCUGUUCACAAGGGGUGAAGGUUUGUUGAAGACUACCCAAGACUUAUUUCAUCAAGCAGAGGUGUUUGCCGCAGCCGGUAUAAAGCUUUCAUCCAUUCUUCAUACGUUUUCAAACCAGCUUGAAGAUGAUGACAAACCUUUACUCCUCCUGGAAAUUGAGAAGCUUGUUCCACUAAGCCAGCAGGUUCAGGUCACUUCAAGGACUCCAGUGCAGGGUAAAACUGCCACCUUUACCAAGGUUGAUAAGUGUAUUCUGAAAUCAAAGGCAAUCAUGAUGAUAUUAUCCCAAGUUCUUCCAAUCUGCUGCAAACUGCUACGUAAGUGUAAAGCAGGCAGUGGAUGUUAUCGAACUACUCCGGCAUGGAGAGAAAACCGGCUUCAGAAUGUUGCUAAUGAAGAUGGUCUAGAAGGGAAAUCAGUAGAAGCUUUUGGAGUGAAGUCUUUGGAGCACCAUGUAGCUAAUCUAACGUUUUUAGAAAGCAAAUAGCAAGGCAACAUGCACAAUGAAAGGGCCAUAUGUUUGACACAAGCAGUUUCCUAAAACACUUCUGUGGCAGCAGAACCACAUUACUGAACUCAGUGUGAAGUUUAUUAUUUUGUGUUUUACUCCUCUUAUUGGUACCAUUGUACUUUAUUCAUAUUUGCAAUGUCAGGUUGUAAUAAGUCUUUAUUAAAUGUGAAUGUUUGCAUUUUACUCUUACCCAUCACAUGGUUUUAAGUGUUAUCAGAAACUGUUGUGAAUGUCUUAAUGGAAACCUUAACCCAAAGAUGCUGCUAUGGUUUGUAUAUGUGUAAUAUGCAGAAACAAAACGCAAUUCUCAUCCUUUAAAUUUGCAGUGUUAAAAAUCUUGCUGUCAACAUUUCCUCAUCUUUGCUUGUUUCCCCCCAAUUGUACUGUACUCGUUUACCUGUAUCAGGGCAAUGUUCUGUGGUCUGAAGCACUGAUCAGCUCAUGUCUUAAGGGCUGGUGUUAUGUCCUAUUCACGACAAGGAAAAAAAAAAAACAGCACACUUUAUCCACAACUACAGCCUGCACCUUGACCGUUUUGAAUUAAAGAGUUUUAUUGUAAAAUUGCUGCUGGAUUCUUUAACUUUGUUGAAGAUUUUCUCAGAGAACUAUUUUCUGAUUCAGUCUGAUUAUGCAUAGAUCUUGGUCUGAAGAUGGCUGUUCAGGCUUUUAGCUGCUUUGGGUUGGCAGCUGGAGGGUACCCCAAGGUUUAUGUUGUAACCCUUGUAGACUUGCUAAGCUCACCCUUUGAAAUCUUGUAGGAUUUGAGAUGCAUGUCAAAAAUGUAUCUUUUCUCAGAAUGUACACCAUAUUUAAGUUUCAUGAAAUUGUAGUUUUUUUUACAUUAACAUUUACAAUGUAAGAUUCUAUUUUUAAAAUAAAAUUCUAAUGAACCUUU